AUGAAUACGGACGGCCGUUCUGUCCGUAAUCUCUCUAAAUUGGAUGCGUCAAUCCCUCACGAUUUUAUCGCUCCAGGCAAAAAGAUCCACGAGUCGCAAGAUGUUUCCGCCUUCUUGGUGUCAAAAGCCUACACUGAUAUCAUGACCUUCCUUCUACAACUCAAUCGCUCGAUGUUCCCCUCGAAACUUCCCGAUGGAACCUCACAGAGUUGGCCCAUCGGGACCGAUGCAGUCCAGUUCUCUGCGCCUAUCCGCCAGCUUCAAGUGUUGCUCUCCAAGGUCGAAGAUUUAAUACAGGAGGUUCCACCGGACAAUGGACCGCGGCGAUUUGGAAAUAUCAGCUUUCGAAGAUGGCAUGAAGUUUUGGCUGAAAGAGCCUCAGAUCUGCUUAGGGAUUGUUUGCCUGCGGAGCUUUUGGAUACCCCCUCAGCAGACCCAGCUGGGCCUACAGCAGAGGCUGAACUGAAGGCAUACUUUCUUGGUAGCUGGGGAAGUGGUCAACGGUUGGACUAUGGAACUGGACAUGAGCUAAGUUUUUUGGCAUUUCUGGCAGCUAUCUGGAAGCUCAAUGGAUUCCCACAAUCAGAGUCUGGUGUCGAGGAGAGAGCUAUGGUCCUUGGGGUUAUUGAACCAUACCUUGAACUGAUUCGGGCUUUGAUAAAAACAUACACCCUGGAACCAGCUGGGUCUCAUGGUGUCUGGGGACUUGAUGAUAGCUCUUUCAUUCCUUAUAUUUUUGGUUCCGCACAGCUAUCCCCAGCCAUCAACAAGGCAGAUCUCAUUCCUGAAGAAGGCUCACUCCCAGGCGCGCCUGAUCCAGGUGGAGUUGCCAAGGCAAACGCGGUUGAAAGGGAAAGGAAGACCAAUAUGUACUUUUCAGCAGUUGGGUUCAUUCAUGAUGUGAAAAAGGGUCCAUUCUGGGAACACAGCCCCAUGCUGUAUGAUAUCUCCGGCAUCCGAGCUGGCUGGGGCAAGAUCAACAAGGGGAUGGUGAAGAUGUAUAACGCAGAGGUUCUGUCCAAGUUCCCUGUGGUACAGCAUUUCCCAUUUGGAUCUUUGUUUAGCUGGGAACGAGAUCCCAAUGCAGUAGCACCUCCCACUACAGUGCACUCAACCUCUGGUCCCCAAGCUCGGCCUGUUGUACCAGAUGGAGGUGUGUCAUCGACUCCUGCUCGACCAACAGUGGAUGCAGGAACAAAGGCACCAUGGGCUACUGCAGGAGCGGGAUCUCGUGCACCUCCUAUGGGACCUACUGCAGCACCUUGGGCAGCUGCGCAAAGGAAUGGCCCUCCGGCUUCGAUCUCAACUCUUCCCGACACAUCCCGGAUGCCUCCCGGCCCUAUGGCUCCGACGAGAGCUCCCUGGGCAGCUUCUCAAGCUGCGCCACUGCCAGGAGAUGGAGGUCAAGUGCCCACAAAGGCGCCUUGGGCCAAAUAG
Molecule: messenger RNA, 1437 nt
Organism: Penicillium malachiteum
Lineage: Eukaryota; Fungi; Ascomycota; Eurotiomycetes; Eurotiales; Aspergillaceae
Product: serine/threonine-protein phosphatase 2A activator
Exons: 3
Coding region: 1-1437 (478 amino acids)
Biological process (GO): mitotic spindle organization
Cellular component (GO): protein phosphatase type 2A complex; nucleus; cytoplasm
Molecular function (GO): peptidyl-prolyl cis-trans isomerase activity; protein tyrosine phosphatase activator activity
Source: RefSeq, a predicted model, not a curated record